UACAAAUGUCAAAAUUUAGUGAUGUGACCAACGUUAAUAAAGAAUAAUAGGUUAUAUUUUAUAAACACUUGUUAUUUAAACAAAUUUUAAAAUAUGGUUAAUACUGGAUUGUUAAUAUUAACAAACCCAGCCAAAGUAGGCAAAUUAUUACCAGCCAUUAAGAAUCAUGUAUUAAAAACCCUUUAUAUUCAAUAUUUUCCUGAAAAAAACAUUAUUUCUAACGCAUACUCGUUACCAUUGGUAAAACUAAAAGGGCCUCGUUAUUUUGAAAUUAUAGCAAAUAUUUACACAAUUGCAUCCAAACAUUUUAAUUGCUUAGAUGUCAGAGUUUUAUUGUCACAUUUAAAGAAUCCUAAUGUAUCAAUCAUACAUACAAAAAAACCAGUGGAACUAGUUAUUUUCGAUCAGACUUACAACAGCAAUGAAGCGAUUACUUUCAUGCAAGAUUGUUUAUCGAAUACAUCAAUGGGAUGUAAAUUUAUAACUUUUGAUGAGAAAGACCAAGAUAACAAUUGUAAUAAAAGCAGUACCAAUGAUAUUGAAGAGACAAUGUACAAAAAUGUUGUACUAGGAGGAACUUUUGAUAGAUUACAUAAUGGUCAUAAGAUUUUUUUAAGCGAAGCAAUACUUUAUUGUACUGAAAAUCUAACAGUGGGUGUUACGGAUACAAAUAUGUUGCAAAAAAAAAUUUUAUGGGAGCUAAUUGAAACAUGUCCACAGCGUAUGAAUUCUUUGAAAGAUUUCACAGAAGACGUAGAUCCUUGCUUAACUUAUAAUGUAGUGCCAAUUACUAAUAUGUACGGACCGUCGAUUGAAGAUCCUACUUUAGAAAUGAUUUUAGUAAGUGAAGAGACUUUAAAAGGUGGAGAGAUGGUUAAUGAGAAACGUGUACAAAAGAAUCUAAAACAACUAGCUAUUCAUGUUAUAAAAUUAGUUGAAGAUGUAAAUCAUCAGGAACAUGAAAAAACAAAAAUAAGCUCCAGUAAUCAAAGGAUGCGUUUACUAGGUGUAAGAUUAAAAGAACCUAAUAUAGGUGAUAAACCUAUAAGACCCUAUAUAAUUGGACUUACUGGUGGUAUAGCUAGUGGUAAAUCAAGCAUAGCGGAGAAAAUAGAAAAAUUAGGUGCUGGACUGAUUAAUUGUGAUUUAAUUGCUCAUUCUCUCUAUGCUCCCGGUAUGAAAUGUUUUAAUUUAAUUGUUGAAACAUUUGGACCUGAAUAUUUAACUUCAGAUGGUGAAAUAGAUAGAAGAGCAUUGGGUAGUCUAGUCUUUAAUGAUAAGAAUGAGUUAGAAAAAUUAAAUAAACUAAUGUGGCCUGUUAUACUUGAGGAAGCUAAAAAUCAAAUUGAUAAAUUGUAUAAAGAAGGUUUUGAUAUUGUGAUUAUCGAAGCAGCAGUUUUAAUUCAAGCUGGCUGGCAACAUAUCUGUCAUGAAAUUUGGACAUGUAUAAUUCCACAAGAAGAAGCAAUUAAAAGAUUAAUGGAGCGUAACAAAUUAAGCACAGAAGAAGCCAAGAAACGUAUUUUGGUGCAGCCAAGUAACAUUGAACAAAUCCAUAAUGCACAUGUAGUUGUUUCUACUUUAUGGAGUCAUGAAAUUUCCCAACAACAAAUUCAAAAGGCUUGGAAUGAAAUCAAGAAAGAUUUAGAAAAAUAUCCAAAAAACUAAUAUAUUUACAAAUCUUAAAUAUAUUUAUUUUUGUUUGUUUUAUUUAAUUAAAGAUUAUACAGGGUUUAAAAAGAUACGAUGGGUAUAUUAAAGUUUUAUUAUAUUUUUAUGGUUAAAAACAAAUAAAAUAUCUAUAUUUGUAAUUAAUCAGAAUUUAAAAUUAUAAUUAAAAAAAUUAAGGAACAUUCCAAGAAAGCAGCUAUGAUUGUCAAUACAAGAGCUUUAAAAAUCUGUAAUAAAAAUCUAGAUUGAAAUAAAUUU
Ceratosolen solmsi marchali is the source of this 1929-nucleotide messenger RNA. RefSeq names its product Bifunctional Phosphopantetheine adenylyltransferase - Dephospho-CoA kinase (gene Ppat-Dpck). The record is from RefSeq and is a predicted model, not a curated record. Bases 94 to 1668 code for a protein of 524 amino acids. Gene Ontology annotation, biological process: coenzyme A biosynthetic process. Gene Ontology annotation, molecular function: ATP binding; dephospho-CoA kinase activity. The transcript is spliced from 5 exons. Lineage: Eukaryota; Metazoa; Arthropoda; Insecta; Hymenoptera; Agaonidae.